Molecule: messenger RNA, 12224 nt
Organism: Podarcis lilfordi (Lilford's wall lizard)
Lineage: Eukaryota; Metazoa; Chordata; Lepidosauria; Squamata; Lacertidae
Source: the annotation of a GenBank genome assembly
AUGCUGGAGAAACCGCGUGGAGACGAACUGCGAACAGAGAGAAUUCGAUUACUGCAUGUGAAAAUACUUUCAAUCAAAAGGAAGGCUCUGAGUUGAUCGCAGGCCUACCAAGGUCUGCACAGCCCCACCCCUAAACACAGGAGCAAGGUUAGCCAAACGCUACGUCACUUCCAAGGAGCUCCCGUUGGAAUCUUACCCUCGCGAACCUUUAGCUGGCGCCUCGCGCGAGAAUUGUUAACUCACGCCAGUCUCUUCGGCCGAAAGCGUUCGGUAAUUUCCGUCACCGCCAGGCUCAACCAGUCGAACGAUAAACGAAUCGAUGCUACAGGGGUCCUUGUGGGUUCUAUGUGGGGGGAAGAGCACGGGAUGUGGGCUCGGGGACAGUGUGGCGGUUGCGGCGAAGCACGCCGCCGAGUAUUUCUAGGUGGGGGCUCCGAGGGCCAGCUAGGGGUGCCGAGUUCGAUUGUUCUGGCCUGGCCAUGGCGCCUCUCCUCCCCCCCGCCAUGGCUCCCCGUGUCCCUGCUCCUCUCCUCUCAGUGAGCGAAAGUGGCCGCCGCCGCCGUCCCAGCGCCCGCAGCCGCCGCCUCCUCAGCAGCAAUAGCGCGGCCGCCAUCUUGGCGAGGCAGAAGCCGAGAGGCACCGCGGCAGGGCACAGGCAGCGCCAGCGCAGCGCGGGGCGAGAGGCCGGCGCCAGAGAGCGGGGCGGGCAGCUCGCAAGCCACCCCCGGCCCAAGCCGGGCCACGCACCAGGUAAGACGCCGGGGCUCCCGGGCCGAGGCAGGGGGCAGCGCCGGAGGGACCCGCUAGGCCAGGUUCCGGCUUCCCCCCCGAACCCAACCCCUCCUUCCCGCUCCCUCCGCAGCGGCCCCGGCAGCCGGGCCUUCUCUUAAAGCGACAGGCCCUGCCGCUCCUCUGGGGCGGAGGGAGGGAGAGCAGGCACACGCGCGCCCCCCACUGCGGAGGGGGCGGGACCCCGGCAGCCUCCCCUCGCCCGCAAAACGCUCCCGCGGAAGGAGGGAAGGCGCCCUUGGCGGGGCCUGUGCCGCCCCUCGGCAGCGUGCGGCGCCGGGGUGAGGGUGUGUCGGUCGCACCCAGCCCACGUGCGCGCCCCGCGCUUUGCAUGAAGGCGGCGGACGAGGAAACGGGAGCUCAGCGUAUGGGCUUGACAGCCCCGCCUUAAGCAGCGUCCCGGUUUAGCCUAUAGGAUUGCCAACCGCUCUGCUUCCUAUGCGGCCUGUUAACCAUUGGAACGGGCGGCUCGACUCUUUAUUCGGUUUUAUUUUGGUGUGGUUUGUGGGGGUUCAGGAUUAGUGCUUGCAGAUUCCAAGACCCCAGCAUACUUGAGUGUCAAGCGCAAAACAGAAAAUAAAAGUGCAUCUCGGUUUCGCAAUUUUAAUCUGUAAAUUUCUGUUCGCAUGGAUUAUGUAGAGCACGUGCUUAAAAGCUGUAAAUGACUUACUGGUCACAUGGUAAGUGUGAUUUGGUAGUUUGAUCUGGGAUGCAUAUAGUGCAUCCUGAUCACACUCCAAAACGUUUGGCUGCUGGGCUGUCCUCAGUAACUGGAAAUUAAAGACUGGCAGUCAUGGAGGGCUGUUGGUUAAGAUUGUGCUGUUCCAUGUUUAAACUGGAAGGUCUGGCUAGCUUGUAGCAUAACAUGAUGACUCUUACUUCCUUUGCCCCCUGGUUGCAAGCAAACCCUUACCUUUCACAAGUGUAUUUGUGACAGGUCAGUAUGCCUGUGUUCCAUACAUACUACAAAUAGGAGUGAGUGUUUCUGUUAUUUAAAAAACUUCAGUACACAUCUUAAUCUUGACUUCUAUGCAAUCUCCUGCAAAGUUUCUUGGGUAGAAGUAGUGUCUUGACAGAGGAGAGGUAAAUACCAGUACAGUCAAACCUUGGUUGUCGAAUGGCUCCGUUUUCGAACGUUUUGGCUCCCAAACGCCAAAAACCCAGGAGUAAAUGCUCUGGUUUUUUAAUGGCUUUUGGAAGCCAAACGCCCGACGUGGCUUCUGCUUGAGUGCAAGAAGCUCUUGCAACCAAUCAGAAGUCUCGCCUUGGUUGCUGAACAUUUCAGAAGCCCAACAGGCUUCUGGAACCGAUAAUGUUCGACAACCAAGGUUUGACUGUACUUAUUAGUGUACUAAGGGGUGUGAUGGUCUGCUUGCAAUUAGACCACCACAGUGUAUCAUUUCCAAAUUUUGGAUAUAAAUUGUUUGAUUCAGAGCAGCUAAAUUGGUUCCUCUACUGCAGGGGUAGCUAAUCUUCAGCUCUUUAAAUGAUGUUGAACUGCAAUUCCCAUCAUCCUCAGCCAUCAUGGUCAAUAGUCAAGGAUAAUGGGGCAUGUAGUUCAGCAGUAUCUGGAGGGCCAUUCAUAAAUUAGCCACCUCUGCUCUGCUUUAUCAAAACCAACAUGGGGCUGUUUUGACUGGAGCUUGAUUGUUUUUCUUCAUGCUUUUUAGUGCUUCAGGAUUAGAAAUGUUAUGUUGUUAACAUCUUAAUUAUAGAAGCCAAAAGCAGUCGCUCAACUAGAAUAUCUUGUACUGCUACUUGAAAAAUUACAAUGAGAAAGAACAUGUGGCAUAGGUUAAAUCUUAUCACUGCUAAACAUUUACGUAGUACUUCAGAUUUGCAAAGUAUACGUUUACCUUCAAAACAGUUCUGCAGUUGGUUGCUAGUAUUACCAUUUCACAGAUGAGUAAUGGAAAUGUAUGGCCAGAUCCUACCUAUCUUUUAACUGAAAGCAAGCCCCACAGCGGGUGGCGCUGUGGGUAAAACCUCAGUGCCUAGGACUUGCCGAUCGUCAGGUCGGCGGUUCGAAUCCCCGCGGCGGGAUGAGCUCCCAUCGUUCGGUCCCAGCUUCUGCCCACCUAGCAGUUCGAAAGCACCCUUAAGUGCAAGUAGAUAAAUAGGUACCGCUUUAUAGUGGGAAGGUAAACGGCGUUUCCGUGUGCUGCACUGGUGCAGGCUCGCCAGAGCAGCUUCGUCACGCUGGCCACGUGACCCGGAAGUGUCUUCGGACAGCGCUGGCCCCCGGCGUCUUAAGCGAGAUGGGCGCGCAACCCCAGAGUCGGUCACGACUGGCCCGUAUGGGCAGGGGUUCCUUUACCUUUAAGCCCCACCAAGUUUAAUAAAGUCAACACCAAAGUAAGUGUUCAUAGCAGUAUAACCUCAGUAUAGUUUAUACAUUCACAAAGUCUUUGAAAAAGGUGGAACUUCCUUCCCAAAUCCAAAUCAAUAUAUUUCCUAGCAAUUUCCCCCAACUCUGUUGUUUAGCAACCAUGAAUAUGUUGUUCUUUGACUUUAGAUAGCCACAGAUUCAAAUCAAAAUGAAACUUAACUUUAAUCAAUUUUAGUUUUUUGUUUACUGAAACGGAUGCAAAAUUUAAAGAAAAAGUAAAGUACAGAAGAAUAUUAAAUUAGGAUUGGUUUAUUUCCAUAAUCUGAUGGUAAAAAUGCUUUUGCUUUAGUGGAACCCCGCACAGUAAACCUAAGAGAAUUCUGUUCCAGUUAAGCACAGAAGCAACUGACCCAGCAAAGCAAAACCACAAAUGUCAUGUAUUGGCUGUGAAGCGACCUAUGCACUAGUUUUGUAUAAGGGUCAAUGGUCUGUGUGACAGAUGUGUAUAUCACUAGUUGUCAACCCUUGGCUGUGUUUUCUACCACACAACAGCAAAGUUUACUACAUACAAUGGUACAACAAACCCUUGUGGAUUUGUUACAAAGCAGCUCUUCUCUCAGAAUUAAAGUAGUUUUUCACCUAUAAAAAUGUGUUAAGCUGCUGAAAAGUCAUCCAUUAUUAGUUUGCUCAUUUCUUUCUGUGGUAGGUACGUUUUUACAUAUAUUAAGUAUGUUUUUGUCCGGACUCCUAUGUUAAUUUCAGUCUUCAUCGUUAUAUAGUAAUUCUUUAACUAUUCUUGAAAAAGGCUUUUCUACAUACUUACUAAGUUAAUAAUGCCUUUAUUGGGCUAGAGCCUGAACACUUUUUUCAAGAACAUGUCCAUUUGAGAUUACUGAUUUGCUAUCCUGAACCUGUGGCAUACAGGCGUUUUAGUGUUGCAGAUCUCUCCGAAAGUACUAGAUUCCAAAUAGCCUUUUUGGAGAAAUCUUGUACAAAUAUCUGAUUAGAAGCGUGUGCAGAUUUUAGAUGUGGCAUAGUCCACAACCCAGAACUGACGGUUAUAUGGGUUUGUGAGGGAUCACGUACUGUACUCUGUUGUUUUCUCUUCACCUGCCAUUAUGUGAGAAUGCAACAAAAGUCACAGUUUGACUAACAGCGUAAUCCAAUGGUACUGCUGUGUCAAUGCCACUGAUGUCAAUGUAGUAGUAGCUUAAUGCAGUUGGGAUCCCUUACACUCCUAGCAGCAAAGUCAACAGCAAAAUUAUGCCACUUUAAAGAAGAACAUAACAACACUGACGGACUCCCCCUCAGCAUCCCUGGCAACACUGCUUACACCCACAAAUCACAGCGUCAUGUGUUAAUGAUGCCUGCGCACUGCACAGUAGCCAGCAUUGGAAGAAACCAACCCACUUACUGUGGUGGCAGACACGCAUCUCUGCUGCCAUCCUGCCUCACACACCAAUCUGGCAGUCACAAAGACACACUAGUGCCCUUAGUAGUUCACACUACCAUCCUGCAGCCAGCAUAGUCCAGCAGUUGUCACCAGUACCUAUGCACUCCUGAAGUUUGUGUCCUCUUAUAUCACAAGCAUGGUCAGCCUAUAAAUAGUCACACUUUCAUCAGGCAAGGGCAUAGGGGAACACAGGAAAUGUUGCCUGGGCUUUUGGCCCUUUAUUUGAAGGGUGCCAUUCUGGCUUUAUUUAGUGGCCCAGGAUUUGAUAGAUCUCCCUUCCAAUUUUAUAGGUGUAUUUUGAGUUUUUUGGUUGUUCUUAUUUUUUAAAAUGUAAGUUGCCUUGGGUCACUCUAUGAAGUUUUAAAAAAGAAUAGUAAGUAUGAAUGCUGCAAGUUGCGACACCCAAGCAUAUCUUUAGCUCAUUUGGAAGACACUAUUGGAUGUAUUCACUCAACUUCUACACCUGCCCUGAAGUUUGACAAUCCAAGGAUGGUUACAUACAAAUGACUAUAAAAUCAUUGCGUACAAGAUAUAAACAAUCAGCUGCAAGUUAACGAAAACAUUAAUAUAUAGCAAGCAAUCACAACAUAACCUCUGAAUCUUAGCUCACCCAAACCCAAAUCUUUGGGUUUCCCAGGAGAAGAAUUCAAGGCCCAGUAGGCUAUGAUAAAGGGAAUGAUACCAAGAGGGAUCAGCUAGCCAGUGGACGAAAAAGCAAGCACGGUAGCCACAACAAACUCCCAGGGUGCAACCUUAUGAGCUCCCUGGUAGGCCAGUAGGAAAGAUAAUAAAAAUGGGAAAUAAGGGAUAGCAGUUCAACUCCUAGCCUAGGGAUUUAGUAAACCCACCACAAGGGAAAACACACAUUUUGGCUACCUAGCUAAGUAGCCAAUAGUCUUGGAAGCAAAAAAAGGUAGAGAUAACAUGCCACACUUCACACUCGGUAGAGCAGCUCCCUAAAUCAAACAUCAAUUGGAGAAAAACCUAGGAUGGAACCUUUGUCAUCCGACAGCCCUGGCAGAUAUAAACUAGGACUAGGGAGGAUUUAUUUAAAGCUUUUGCUCUGAAGGCCAACUUGUUUUGCAUACAUGAGGUCCCAGGUUUGAACCCGUACACAGACUCCACGUGAAGGAGGCUGAGAGGAGCCUGUCAACACAGGCACACCUGAGAUUGUCAGGGAUUCACACUGUCUGUGUUGGGUGCCUUUGGUAGCCAAGCCAGAAAUUGUGGCUUCUGUGUUCCUACCUCUUCUGGCUCGGCUGUUGUGUGGCCAAGGAAGCCCCCAUUCCUACAAAAAAGAGUGAUGGGAAGCCUGCCAAUCUAUGCAAUGCACAGCUGAGGUGUUCCAGAGCAGAAAAGGCAAGUCCUACAUGGGUAAGAGGUUACAGGUAUAUUGACCACACAGCUGUUAACUAGCACCACUUUUCCUUCUGUUUUGGGAUCUCGCCAUUAAAGCCGUUGAAAUUAUCAACAAAUGUGGGGGCGCUUUCUUUGCUUGCCCUUAUAGGAACAGCUGAGACAAAGCUUGCAUUGAACAAUAUCAGUGCUAAAGUGAGUUUUAAAAGCAAGAUGAGUAGAGUUGCCAACCACCUAUUCUAGCAGGGCUUCUGACAGCGGAAUAGCACCUGCACCCAUCACUGUAUCCCCAUGCUAAGUUUGGUUGCACAUAAUUUGUCUGUCAGACAAAAUUGAACUUAUAGCAGCCCUGCAAGAUGAAAAUGUGGCAACCCCACAUAAGAACAGCUGGAUGUGCAAAUGUUUGCUGCUGGUUGUUCUGCAAGAUUUGCUUAUGGUCUGUUCUGUAUAGGAGUGGGCAGAAUACAGAACGAUAAUCCGCAGUUGCAUAAUAGUACCUUUGCCUAAGUGCUCAUUAUAGGUAGAUAAGCUAGCUAUUGAGAGAGACAACCAUCAUUUAGUUGCUCUCUUUCCUACUGGGGUGCCCCUGAUUAGUUUUAUUUUUAUUAUUUUUUAUAUAAAAGGGUUAUAAGAGCCUUCCACAACCCAGAUGUUGCUGGACUGCAACUCUCACUAUCCCUGGCCUGAGCAUUGCCCAUAGUGUCUGGAUCUGAUGGAGUUUUUAGUAUAGUUUAAUAUUGCAUAGUGUUCCUGCAGAAGGGUUGAUAUUUGAAAUGUGCUGGGCUCAAAACACUAUCUGUUUAAAAGAAUUUAUUACACUACUCUAUAUUCAGAGUAUAUAUUUGGAGUCUACAAAAAUAGAAUUAAAUACUUAAUACAAAAGCAGUUUUAAAAUAUAAAAAUCAACAUGAAUUUUAAAAUGGCAGAAAUGAAAUAGACCAAUUUGGGAAGGCUUGGAAGAAAAGUAAAGUUUCCCACGGAUGUUGAGAACAUAAUGGUGUUGAUUGAGGAUUGCUUCCCUUCUAAAAAUACUAGACACAAUACUAAAAGCAUGUGCUGGAGACACAGCAUGGUUUACCACAGGGCACCAUCAACAGGUCUUCAUCCACAGAUCUAUGUGACUGUGGUGGAAUGGAGAGGAAGAAACAUCUUCCCAGCUACUGUUUAUCAGGCUCUCUGCUUUCUUCCUGCGUUUGGUUCCCCUGAUAUCUCCAUUAGAAGAGUCAGCUAUUAGGGAAAGAUAAUGUCAGUCAUACAGUAUUCACCCUUUGCAAGGAGUUGUGGUGGAACUUGUUAUUGUGCAGGUCAUGUGCCAGAGCACAGAUUCUGGAACGGAAAAAAAAGGAAUCAUGAAUGUUUAGUUAGCAGUAGUUAGAGCAGAGCGCCUCUAGUUCACCAGCAAAGUGAACUUUUGCAUUUCAUUGUCUGGUAAGCGCCUGCUUACUUGCAUUUGGGAAUUCCUAGCUAAUAGAGCUCCUCCUUUCUGCACAGCAAAUCCUUACCCCACAGCUCCUAAGUAUAAUACAGUGGUACCUUGGUUCUCAAACUUAAUCUGUUCCGGGAGUCCGUUUGACUCCCGAAACUAUUCGAAAAACAAGGCACGGCUUCCGAUUGGCUGCAGGAGCUUCCUGCCCUCAAGUGGGAAACGUGUCAGACGUUUGGCUUCUGAAAAUCAUUCACACACCAGAACACUUACUUCCGGGUUUGCAGCAUUUGGGAGCAGAUUUGUUUGACAACUAAACCUUUUGGGAACCAAGGUCAUUAUUUCCAGUCAUUAUUAUAGGGUUUUGAGCUGGUGGUCACGGACCAGAACCAGGCACUCUUGGAGGAAACUGAUUUUCUAGAUCCAUUGCAGUCAGGGUUUAGGCCCAGUUUUGGCACAGAAACUGUUUUGGUCACCUUGUAUGACGACCUCUGUCAAAAGAAAGACGGGGAAAAUACUUUCCUGUUAAUUCUCGACCUCUCAGUGGCUUUUGAUACAACCAACCAUGGUAUACUUGUGGAGUGACUGUCGUGGGGUGGGGGUGGCACCACUUUGCAGUGGUUCCGGUCCUACUUUGGUGGUCGUUUCCAGAGGGUGAUAUUUGGAGUGUGCUCUGCGGCCCCAUGGAGCCUUCAAUGUGGGGUUCCACAGGGUUGAUUUUCUCCCUCUAUGAUGUUUAAUGUCUACAUGAAACUGCUGAGUGGGUUCACCCAGAGUUUUGGAGUACAGUGGUACCUCAGGUUAAGUACUUAAUUCGUUCCGGAGGUCCAUACUUAACCUGAAACUGUUCUUAACCUGAAGCAGCACUUUAGCUAAUGGGGCCUCCUGCUGCUACUGCACUGCCGCUGCACAAUUUCUGUUCUCAUCCUGAAGCAAAGUUCUUAACCCGAGGUAAUAUUCCUGGGUUAGCGGAGUCUGUAACCUGAAGUGUAUGUAACUUGAAGCGUAUGUAACCCGAGGUACCACUGUACACUGUCAGCAAUAUGCUGAUGAAACACAGCUCUAUUUCUCCUUUACAUCUGCAUGUGUGGCAUUGGAUGUGCUGGAUUGCUGGCCUGCCUCAAGAAUGGAUGGGAUGAGAGCCAAAAAACUGAAGCUCAAUCCUGAUAUGACUUAGGCACUGUUAGUGGGUGAUUGCUUAGACCGGAUGGGUGAGAGGUUGCCUGCUCCUGAUGGGGUUGCACUCCCUCUGAAGGAGCGGGUAAGUAGCUUGGGGGUACUCCUGGAGUCUUUGCUGUUGCUUGAGGCUCAGGUGGCUUCAAUGGCACGGAGUGCCUUCAUCAGCUUUGGCUAGUGGCCCAGCUGCUCCCCUAUCUGGACAGAGAUAGCUUAACUUCUGUUGUCUAUGCUCUGGUAACAUUUAGGUAAAAUAAAAACUGUUCAGUUUUAUUUGGCUAAUGCAGAUGCAUAUUGUUUUGAUGUAAACUGCUUAGAGACUUUUAUUAUAUUAAACAGCAGAAAAAGUUAAUUAAUAAAUAAUAAAAUAAUAUUGAAACUUGUGUUUACUUUUGCGAUUAUAUAUUCUGUGAGACGUGAAGUCAGCAGUAUGCAAUUUCUGAACUUCAGUGUUAAUGUCAUAAAUAAGUUGUGACAUCUGUAUUGUGUUAUCUGCUGGCAAAUGCAAGAAGAACUAGCAUAAGUCCUGUUAAAUUAAUAAGUAUCACGAGAACUGUUGAGAUAUGUGAGCUUGUAUGCUGCAUUAUGCAACUGUUGCAGUGGCUUACCAUGGUCUUGGAACACUAGAUGUUGGAACACUAGAUGUAUAGCAAGCCAAUUCACAUUUUCCUACAUUAUUCCUGUAUCACUUGUGCUAUUAUGUAUCCCUGUCAAUGAACUACUUAUAUUAGAUUCUAGAAUAAAGAGCUCUCAUAUCACGUCAGAUAGAUGAUUUUUUAAAAGUCAGUGGAACAGUUCCCUCGUUGACUUGUUUGCGAUGGACCCCUCUGUGGGAUUCUCCGGCAUUGUUCUAGAGUGCAUGUUUAGUUCACACAAUGUGUCGGCUUGGUCUCACAGUUACCUCAUAUGAACUGAGUUUAUAAACUAGGAUACACCUAUCUCUUUCCUGCAGCUGUACAUUGCAGGGGAAGAUCAACAGGGUUGGGCAAACCUCCUUUUGUUACUUCUCCUUGACAAACCCUUCCAAGAAGCCCCUGGGUUCCCAAGGAUGCUAUUAGAAAACCACUGAUAUUCCUCAGUUUCAGGCCAGGUCUUUCUCAUCUCUUUGCUAGGGGGCUAGAUGCAAGGCCAAAUAAAAAACAAUUUAUUUAUUUUUUUGCAACCUGAAUUAUAAUCCCUGCUGAUAAAAUUUGAUAAGACUUAAGUGAAAGCAUUUGAACAUUUUUUAAAAAAUAAUAUUUAUUAAUUUUCAACCAUUUAAACACAACAAAACAGAAAGACAAAAAAGAAAGAAAAAAAGAAAAAAAAGAAAAACAUGAAACUAACAAAGCAAGACACAAACCAUAACAAUUUCAAUCUUUCAUUCCCUUAUUUCCACGACCUCCUCACACCUCCCUUUUUGUUUUCCACUUCUAUUAAUUAUUUCAGCAAUUCCUUUCCAUCUUCCUCUGUUUUCUAUCCUAUAAUUAUCUUAACAUAUUCUAACCUUAUUUUCCCUUUAAUACACUAUUAAUCUAUUUAUACUUGAUUCCUUAUAGCAUUUCUACUAAGCCAUAUAACUUCAUUCCAACAUUUUUCUGACAUUCAUUGUUUUUACAAUAUUUCUAUAAAUAGUCUUAAACUUUUUCCAGUCUUCUUCCACCAGCUCUUCUCCCUGGUCUCGGAUUUCUGCCAGUCGUUUCCGCCAAUUCUAUAUAGUCCAUCAACUUCAUCUGCCAUUCUUCCUGACUGGAUAAAUCUUGUGUCUUCCAGUACUUCACAAUGAGUAUUCUUGCUGCUAUUGUGGCAUACAUGAAACAAAUUCUAUCCUUCUUUAACACCAAUUGGCCGACCAUGCCCAGGAGAAAGGCCUCUGGUUUCUUCAAAAGGGUAUAUUUAAAUACCUUUUUCAUUUCAUUAUGAAUCAUCUCCCAGAGUGUCUUAAUCCUUGGGCAUGUCCACCAAAGGUGAACUCUAAUCCUCAAAUUCGUCUGUUUUUCUUUAAGUUCAGUCAUAGCGAGCGUCAACUUAUGUUCCUCGAGUUGCCUCUGUAGGGCUGGGGCUCUCUUUCUCUUUCUCUCCAGUUGUGUUACUCCACAUUCAGCAACAACGGCUUUUUCCCUGGCUUCCUCCGCAGUUUGCCGUAUCAAAGUAGGUUCCUGUAUCGAUUUCUGGGUGGUUUCUGUAUUGGUAUUAUUUAUACUUUCUGUAUUUAAGUUAAUUUUAGUAAUUGAAACAUCCACUUUCGCAUUUAUCGUGUCCAUUUUCCUGUGAAGCUGAUCCAAUGAGUCAUUUAUCUUAUAUAAUGCAGCCACUAAAGCCUCUUCUGUCGACAUUCCUCUUAGUUUUAAAUAUACUAGCACAAAGACAGCAACAGAAAGAACAGGAGGGCCUAAUGAUAGACCUCUCCUGGAUUGUUACCAAGUCCUCUCAGACCUUAAUGUUUUGUCAGCAGUUGACUAAUCUGUUUUUCCUCUUCCAUUUACCAUAACAUUUAAAAGAUUCAAGGUCAGUCCCAGAGUCUCACGGUUUUUAACUUGCAGCUGGAAAUUCCCCUAGUCCAACUCUUGUAAAGCAACUGGUUUCAAAGGCUUCCACUAGGGGGAAACAGUUUCUAUUUGUAAUAGUCAAUAGUAUCCUCUUUUAAACAAUCCAAAAUUAGUUUCAAAUUAGUUUCAAUUUUCAGUUACUUUUACUCCUUUUUAAAGCAGCUGGAGACAGUAGAAACAAUGUAUUUCUCUUAUUUAACUAGCUGUCAAUGAACGUUCUAAGCGCUGUCAAUGAACAUUCCAAAAGACGUCAGUCCUACUAGCAGCCCGUUUCCAGGGUCAGAGCGGCGGUGUUUUAAGUCUCUUCGCUCUCUCCCGCAGGCAUACUCAAUCCGCAACUCCCCCUCUCUUCUCCUGCCUCCAAGAGGGGGUUUAAUGUUCUUUACCGUUGGAACUUUGAUCUUUUACAAAAGACCUUCCAGGACUCCAGCUUACAACUUCAUUGCCUCAGUCUAUUUACAAAAGGGGGAGGCGGACUUCCUGUUUUGAACCUCCCCGUUACGGUACCAAAUUAAACAUUUAGAAAUCCAAUUCUUCCGCUCUACUCACGGGUAAUUACUUUAAAGUCAAAUUGUCCACAGGAAAAGGUCAGCGCUCUCCGGCAACAGCUAUGCGGCUUGGCUCCGUGGAAGAAGCAGACGAUUUGAUGCACCGCGCCACUCACCCCACGUCGCUCCGGAGCCCCAAAAACCGGGGUUCCCCGCGAGUGGGGGAGGCGCAAAAGGUGCCCGCCGAAUCCCACGCUCACAGGCUUCAGCAUUUGAACAUUUUUUUUAAUCACAUGAUGUUUAAUUUUGUUCUGUUACCCAGUUGGACAGUCAUGGGAACAAACUUUGAAAAUGUAACUCCACAAUGAAAUAUACCACAAUGACUAUUGGUAUAGAAUUUAAAUAGGACAUGAGCAACCUGAUCUUCCAAGCACAUGCAUUGACAGGCAUUACAGGUCAACCCAAUAUAAGCCACAAUAAAAAAAUCCCCAUGAAAAGAAACAGGAUCCUGUGAGUUUAUUACUUUUUAUGUAUAUUGUAAACCACCCUGUCAUCCUAGGAUGAAGGGCAGUAUAGAAAUUGAAUUCACAACAACAACAACAUUUUUUAAAAAAACAAGGACUUCAAAUAGAUGUGAUUAUGCUAAAUAGUUACAUUCUGUUUUGGAACAGCUGUGCGUUAG